AUGUCUCAGCUCAUUGCAGAAUCUCCACCGAUUGCGUAUAUCGGAGACGAAAAUGAAGACAACAGUGAUCAAGUGUUUUCUUCGUCGGAAGAAGAGGAAGAAAAUGAGGGAGGAACUAAAGAUUUGUCGGAAUUUUCCGAGAGACCUGUCCUGGGGUUAAUCGAUGAAGAAAACCUACUUGUUCUUCCACCUGAGGGUUACGGUGAAGGAAGCGAUAAUGAACAGGCUGAAGGUGACAAUACUUAUGAGAAAGAUCAAGUUCGACGAGUCCUUCGACGAUUCGGAUUUCGUGAAGUGGAUGAAGAUGAGGACUGGAAUCUCUACUGGACUGACUUUUCCGUCUCUCUCGACCGAGUCGUUGUGAUGAAAACUUGGCAAGUUAGUGCCCCGUUUUAA
Messenger RNA from Echinostoma caproni, 396 nucleotides. The record is from the annotation of a GenBank genome assembly. Lineage: Eukaryota; Metazoa; Platyhelminthes; Trematoda; Plagiorchiida; Echinostomatidae.